GGAUUUUUCUGCUGGGGAACUUCCAGCAACUGCGAAGCCGGAGGCACGCAUUUUCCAGGGCGCUUGCAAGAAUGGCCCCUACGAAGAAAGGGAAAGGGAAGAGAGCGCGGAAGCCGAAGGAGAGGUCCGUGCCAGAUGAGGAGGAAACACUUAAGAAGACAACUCUGGAGGUUCACACUCUGAAAGAUCACCUUGUUCUCCGGAGGGAUGUGGCCAGACAAGCAACGGCCGACAGUGAAGGGCUGAAGCAGAGGCUGAUGGAACUGGAAAAGGAGCUGGAAGAGGCCCGAGGUGACAAGAGAGAUAUUUACGAAGAGAUGAUCCGCCAGUACCAGCAGCUUCAGCGCCAGACCAACACUCAGAUACAGCGCCUAGAAGAGGAGAAGCAGAACUUGCAGAAGCACCUGGCUGCUUGUCAGGAGGAAGUACGGCAGAGCCGGGCCGACCAGGCGAAGACACUGGAGGAGAAGGACCAAGCUCUUGCAGAGAUGCAGCGCAAGGUGGAUGUGAUGGAGACAGGAUAUGAACAAAUUCUGCAUGGCAGUCUGGAUUGUUUGCUCUCCAAGCUGCAAACCACCAAGCUCAGCUGGGAGAAGCAAGCCACAUCCAUCCAUCUGGAGUAUAAGGACCGGCUGAAGGAGUUUGGGCUGAAUCCGCUGGAGAUGUGAAGGAGCAUUCAGACUGAUAGACCUCCGCGUCCUUCAGCCUGGGGCAGUGCCGUGGUUGGUCCCGAGUUUGGGAUUAGCCCUAAAGCUGGUGGAGUA
This is a messenger RNA of Varanus komodoensis (Komodo dragon), 764 nucleotides long. RefSeq names its product coiled-coil domain containing 153 (gene DRC12). The record is from RefSeq and is a predicted model, not a curated record. Bases 72 to 668 code for a protein of 198 amino acids. NCBI's taxonomy places the organism in Eukaryota, Metazoa, Chordata, Lepidosauria, Squamata, Varanidae. The transcript is spliced from 7 exons.